Sardina pilchardus (European sardine) is the source of this 8880-nucleotide messenger RNA. RefSeq names its product receptor-type tyrosine-protein phosphatase S-like. NCBI's taxonomy places the organism in Eukaryota, Metazoa, Chordata, Actinopteri, Clupeiformes, Clupeidae. Gene Ontology annotation, cellular component: signaling receptor complex. The transcript is spliced from 34 exons. The record is from RefSeq and is a predicted model, not a curated record. Gene Ontology annotation, biological process: peptidyl-tyrosine dephosphorylation involved in inactivation of protein kinase activity. Gene Ontology annotation, molecular function: protein binding; protein tyrosine phosphatase activity. The coding region runs from base 398 to 6202 and encodes 1934 amino acids.
CAUUCUCCUACACCGCACAGCCUAACGGAGGCUUCUCGAAAUGGGGACAGAAAGAUAGCAGCCCAGUGAGAUAGCGCAGCUUCACUCACACCGGGUUUUUUUUAAGACAUUUUUUUUUCGUGAGACAAUUCGAGCAUCUCAAAAUUGUGGAAGAAAGCGCGGAGAUACCGGAUUAUAAUUUGUCAGUCUCCCCUUACCUCCCGCUCCUCAUGAAGCCCCUAUGAGGAUGGCCUCAUGAAUUUGACCAACAAUACACGUUUUUAAGGUGUACUGACUCUGGCAGCCGGGGGAUUACGGAAAUGAGGACAUGAAGCUAAAUAGGUUUUAAAAAGACAAAGUGAGUGCCUGGCCAUCAUCAGCGAAGCGUCCGUCUCUGCCCCCUCCCCACUGAGGGGUCAUGGCUCUCUGGACAGGAAGAGGCGUCUUGGCUCAGGCCGAGCCGAGCUCCCGCCCCGCCCUCCGCCUGGCGCUGCUCCUGAGCCUGCUCCUGUUGCCUCUGCACAACCUCUCCGAUGCCUUAGUCUCCCCGAGAUUCAUCAAGCUUCCCACUGACCAGAUCGGCGUGUCAGGGGGAGCCGUCUCUUUCGUGUGUCAGGCCACAGGUGACCCCAAGCCACACGUCGUGUGGAACAAAAAAGGAAAGAAAGUCAGUUCUCAGCGCAUUGAGACCAUCGAGUUUGAUGAGGGUGCGGGGGCCGUGCUGAGGAUCCAGCCCCUGAGAGCCCCGCGGGACGAGAACAUCUACGAGUGCGUGGCCCGCAACAGCGAGGGAGAGAUAUCAGUCACCUCCAAACUCACCAUCCUUAGGGAGGACAUGCUUCCAACGGGCUUCCCCUCCAUAGACAUGGGCCCCCAGCUGAAGGUGGUGGAGCGCACACGCACGGCCACCAUGCUGUGUGCCGCCAGCGGCUUCCCAGAUCCCGUCAUCUCCUGGUUCAAGGACUUCCUGCCCGUGGAGCCCGGCGCCAGCAGUGGACGCAUCAAGCUGCUGCGAUCAGGUGCCCUGCAGAUUGACAAGAGCGAGGAGAUGGACCAGGGGAAGUACGAGUGUGUAGCGUCCAACUCCCAGGGCGUGCGCUUCUCCGCCCCGGCCAACCUUUACGUGAGAGUUCGACGUGUGGCCCCGCGCUUCACCAUCCCCCCCACGAGUCACGAGAUCAUGCCCGGGGGCAGCGUCAACAUCACGUGCGUGGCAGUGGGCUCGCCCAUGCCCUACGUCAAGUGGAUGCUCAACACCGAGGACCUGACCCCGGAGGACUCCAUGCCCGUGGGUCGCAACGUCCUCGAGCUGGAGAGCGUGCGCGAGUCGGCCAACUACACCUGCGUGGCCAUCAGCAGCCUGGGCAUCAUCGAGUCCGUGGCACAGGUCAUCGUCAAAUCGUUGCCCAAGGCUCCGGGGACGCCCGUUGUUACCGAGACAACCGCCACCAGCAUCACCAUCACCUGGGACUCGGGGAAUCCUGACCCGGUCUCCUAUUACAUCAUCCAGUACCGUGCCAAGAGCCCCGACAGCAAGUUCGAGACGGUGGACGGCAUCACCACCACGCGCUACAGCAUCGGCGGCCUCUACCCCAACACCGAGUACGAGUUCCGCGUGUCGGCCUUCAACAGCAUCGGCCAGGGCCCCCCCAGCAGCAAAGUGGAGGCGCGCACGGCCGAACAGGCCCCCGCCAGCCCGCCGCGCAACGUCCACGCCCGCAUCAUCUCCUCCAACACCAUGAUGGUGCGCUGGGAGGAGCCGGAGGAGCCCAACGGUCAGAUCAAGGGCUACCGCGUCUACUACACCAUGGACGACAAGAAGCCCAUGAUCACGUGGCACAUCCAGAACGUGCAGGACAGCGUCAUCACCACCAUCCAGAGCCUGGUGGCCUCCGAGACGUACACCAUCUGUGUGCUGGCCUUCACCUCGGUCGGAGACGGACCCCCCUCUGAUCCCAUUCAUGUUAAAGUCCUGCCAGGAGUUCCAGGGCAACCAGGCAAGUUUCAGGUGGGCAGAGUGACCGACACGACCAUAGAGCUCACCUGGGAGCCGGCCUACUCCAAAGAGAGCAUCCUGAGCUACGAGCUACAGUUUAAAUCCAAGUUUGGGAAUCAGGAGAAGAGGACCUUUGGGCCCCGAUCCUCCUAUAUAAUGGAAAAUCUGCGAGCCAACACCGAGUACUCCUUCUCCCUGGCUGCUAAAUCCAAGCAGGGCAUCGGCGCCUUCACCAACGAGAUCACCCAGCGGACCGCACAAGCCAAGCCCUCAUCCCCCCCUCGUGGGGUGGAAUGCUCUCCCAUUGGCUCCUCGUCCUUACGGGUAAGUUGGCGCGCUCCCCCGGAAGAGGGGCGCAGCGUGGACCUGGAGGGGUACGAGAUCCUCUACCGGCCGCUGGCCAGCGGGCAGGAGCCCGAGCCCCAGAGGACCCAGCGCGUGGGGCCGGACGCUCUGCAGGCCCGGCUGGGCGGCCUGCGCAAGUGGACGCGCUACCGCGUUUCGGUGGCCGCCUUCACGUCGGAGGGCUCGGGUCCGCAGACCUCGCCGCUGGAGUGCCAAACGGACGAGGAUGUGCCUGGGGCGCCCCCUAGACAAGUGGAGGUGCAAACGUUGAACGCAACCGCCAUCCGGGUCAGGUGGCGCUCGGUGGUACCCGAGAGGCAAAACGGGCAGAUCCGGGGUUACCAGGUCCACUACGCCCGCGAGCAGGAGGGGGAGUCACGCAGUCUGCCACGCAUCAGAGACAUCGUUCUGGACGACUCCCAGUGGGAAACGGAUGAUUCUGCUGAAUAUGAAAUGUUUAUCGGAGGUCUGCUGCCCGACACCUCAUACUCCAUCACCGUGGCAGCGUACACCACUAAGGGGGACGGUGCACGCAGUAUGCCACAGAUGGUCCAGACCAAAGCCACAUUUCCAGAGCCCCCCGUGCUGUCUCUGAGUGUGGAGCAGCAGACGUCCAUCUCUGUGCGGUGGCAGCCCCAGCCUCCCGCUGGCUCCGGCCCGGCCCCCACCUCCACCUCCACCUCCACCACGCCCCCCUCCCCCUCCACCUCUGUGCUGGGCUUCCGGCUGCGCUACGGCCUGAAGAACGACACGCAGGACCUGCCAGAAGCGCUGGACCUCCCCGGCCAGCAGAGGCAGUACACGCUGACCGGCACCCUCCCGGGGACCACCUACGUCUUCGCCCUGGCUGCCAGGGGGCACUCGGGCUACGGCAAGGAGGCCCUGCAGGAGAUCACUGUGCCCGAGUACCCGCCCACGGCAUACCCGCUCCUGGCGCGGGUCAUCAACGCCACCUGCUGCACCCUGCAGAUCUACUGGAAGCCCCCCGAGCCGGCCGACUGCAACGGCGUGCUCAGCAGCUACACGCUGGCGUACGGCGAGGCCAACGGCAGCCUCCCGCCGCGCCUGCUGUCGGUGCCGGCCGCCGAGACGGCGUACACGGUCAUCGGCCUGAACCCCGACACUGACUACCACGUGAGAAUUCGGGCGCACACUAAAGCGGGGCCCGGGCCCUUCGGCCCCCAGGCCCUGUACCGCACGGUGGCCUUCGACACAGAUGUCCCGAGGAAUUUUUCGGUGAACCUGGCGACAAAGACGAGUGUGCUGUUGACGUGGGAGUUUCCAGAGAGCAGCUCGCCGUACCGCUUUACUUACAACAGAAACAGGAUGGAGGUGGAUGCCCGUCAGAGGAAGGCUGUGAUCGCCAACCUGGAGCCCAACACCAGCUACGACUUCAAGAUCACCAGCCCCGAAGGCAACAUGGGGGGCUUGAGGCACCGCAUCCCCGCCCGCACCUCCCCCCCCAUCCACAUCAGACGGCCCGAGGUGGACCGCAGCCGCGAGACCGAGACCACCAUCACCAUCAUACUGCCCCCGAUGGACACCCAGAGUAACAUCAGGAACAUCUAUGUGGUGGUAGUUCCUCUCAAGAGAGCUCGCGGAAGAUUCCGACUCAAGAGUCCCGAUGACAUGGACCUGGAGGAGCUGCUGAAGGACAUCAGCCAGAAGCAGCUGGACCCGCGCCAGCGGCAGGUGGACCUGCGGAGGGCCUACAUCACGGCGCGCUUCUCCCCCGCCACCCUGCCCGCCUUCUUCACCCUGGGGGACCAGCUGGAGUACGGCGGCUUCGAGAACCGCGCCCUGGAGGCCGGCCAGGAGUACGUCUUCUUCAUCCUGGCAGAGCUCAACGACACCACUGGGAAGAUGUUUGUGGCCAGUGAAUAUUCCGAGCACGUGAUGGCGCCGGACUCGGACCCUCAGCCGCUGGACGCCGGCGACGGACUCAUCUGGGUGGUGGGCCCCGUCCUGGCCGUGGUCUUCAUCAUCUGCAUCGUCAUCGCCAUCCUCCUCUACAAGAACAAACGAAAGGAUUCAGAGCCCGGCACCAAGUGCUUGCUGAACAAUGCUGAGAUGAUGGCGCACCACCCUACAGAUCCAGUAGAGAUGAGGCGCAUCAACUUUCAGACUCCAGGUAUGAUGAGUCACCCCCCCAUCCCCAUCUCCGACCUGGCAGAGCACACAGAGCUGCUGAAGGCCAACGACAACCUCCGGCUCUCCCAGGAGUACGAGUCGGUCGAUCCUGGCCAGCAGUUCACCUGGGAGCACUCCAACCUGGAGGUCAACAAGCCCAAGAACCGCUACGCCAACGUCAUCGCGUACGACCACACGCGAGUCGUCCUGGUGCCCAUUGAAGGCAUUAUGGGAAGUGAUUACAUCAACGCUAAUUACGUCGAUGGCUACCGUAAGCAGAACGCCUACAUCGCCACGCAGGGGCCGCUGCCCGAGAGCUUCGGCGACUUCUGGAGGAUGGUGUGGGAGCAGCGGGCGGCGUCGGUGGUCAUGAUGACCAGGCUGGAGGAGAAGUCACGGAUUAAGUGUGACCAGUACUGGCCCAGUCGUGGAACAGACACCUACGGAAUGAUUCAGGUCACUCUGCUGGACACUAUGGAGCUGGCCACCUUCUGUGUGCGCACGUUCUCUCUGCACAAGAACGGCACCAACGAGAGGAGAGAGGUUCGUCAGUUCCAGUUUACCGCCUGGCCCGACCACGGGGUGCCCGAGUACCCGACCCCGUUCCUGGCCUUCCUCAGGAGGGUGAAGGCGUGCAACCCUCCAGAUGCCGGCCCUGUGGUCGUCCACUGCAGCGCCGGCGUGGGGCGGACCGGCUGCUUCAUCGUCAUCGACGCCAUGCUGGAGCGGAUCAAGCACGAGCGCACGGUGGACGUGUACGGCCACGUGACCCUGAUGCGCUCGCAGCGCAACUACAUGGUGCAGACGGAGGACCAGUACGGCUUCAUCCACGAGGCGCUGCUGGAGGCCGUCACCUGCGGCAACACGGAGGUGGCCGCGCGCUCCCUCUACUCCUACAUCCAGAAGCUGGAGCAGGUGGAGGCCGGCGAGCACGUCACGGGCAUGGAGCUGGAGUUCAAGCGCUUGGCCAACACGAAAGCUCACACGUCCAGGUUCGUCAGUGCCAAUCUCCCGUGCAACAAGUUCAAGAACCGCCUGGUCAACAUCAUGCCCUAUGAAACCACCCGCGUGUGCCUACAGCCGAUACGUGGCCUCGAGGGCUCCGACUACAUCAACGCCAGUUACAUCGAUGGAUACAGGCAACAGAGAGCCUACAUCGCCACGCAAGGUCCGCUGGCUGAGACGACCGAAGACUUCUGGAGAAUGUUAUGGGAGCACAACUCCACUAUCGUGGUGAUGCUGACCAAGCUGAGGGAGAUGGGCCGGGAGAAGUGCCAUCAGUACUGGCCGGCAGAGCGCUCGGCCCGUUACCAGUACUUUGUGGUGGACCCCAUGGCUGAGUACAACAUGCCGCAGUACAUCCUGAGAGAGUUCAAGGUCACAGACGCCAGGGAUGGGCAGUCCAGGACAGUGCGACAGUUCCAAUUCACAGAUUGGCCUGAACAGGGAGUGCCAAAGUCUGGAGAGGGUUUCAUUGAUUUCAUCGGGCAGGUGCACAAAACCAAGGAGCAGUUUGGACAGGAUGGCCCCAUCUCAGUCCACUGCAGUGCGGGAGUGGGCCGGACCGGCGUCUUCAUCACCCUCAGUAUCGUGCUGGAGAGGAUGCGCUACGAAGGUGCCGUGGACAUCUUCCAAACUGUCAAAAUGCUGCGAACACAACGGCCCGCUAUGGUGCAGACGGAGGAUGAGUACCGCUUCUGCUACCAAGCUGGCAUCGAGUACCUGGGGAGUUUUGACCAUUAUGCAACAUAAGCGAAAGGGAGGAUCGCCAUCAGCUAAGGUCCCCAUGGUCCACAGCACUAGAGAAAGCCACAGUAAAUAAUGAACUUUACCAAAAACCAAUGACCGAUGUCAUUACAGCAAGAAUGAUUAGAGUCCAUCAUUGACAUCCUUUGGAGUUUGAAGUUCAAAAUAAUGAAAAAACAAAAAUAAAAAAAAAAUUAAAAAGAUUAAAAAUACAAAUAAAAAAGCAUCAACAACACAUGCACUCUCAGGAACUGCCUGGAAGGACCGCAUCUGGGAUGUCAUGUGUCACACUGCAAACUAUUACCUCAGUGUUCAAGUAUCCUAUCAAAUGUCGUGAUCAAUUUUCUAAAAAAAAAAAAUAUUAAUGGAGAGAGAAAAUCUAUGAAAAAAAUCCUCAAAACAAGUAAUUAUCAAUAAUAAUAAAAAAAAAAAACAGUUCAAAGCCUGGAAAAAUUGCUGCAUCUUCAAUUGGAGUGACAGUGCAUUCAAACUGUUUUUGCCAAUGGAGUUGAAUGGUUUCAGAUCAGACAGACCAAUCUUCCCAUGACUCAGCUGACGGAGAAAACAGCUGCGGCUGCUGCGACAAGAAGAAGGACUUUGAUUGUGAACCAUCUGGAGAAUGACAAUGCCAUCAGAAACACCCAUAAGUAACAGUACCAAUACUGAAGCAGAUCUUCUACCUUCAGUGCCUCGAAGAGCAAUUCAAGUUUGGAAGCAUACAAGUGUCUCUGCUGAAGAACAGCGGGAGAGCAUUGAUGGAGUCAUACGGUGGUUUCAGCAUACAGUACAUUACCAACAUGAAAGGACGAUGCUUCAUUACGGUUUUGCGGAUAGAUCUGAAACCUGGUGUACACAAACAAUCUCUCGUGAUCAUAAAUGGAGGGGCCAUUAAUCUGGCCAACAUGUUCCUGUGGGUAGUUUUACCAUUUUAGUUUGUUUCCUUUUAAUCACAACAUGCUGCUUAUAUUGUGUGUAUGCCGCGAAGAGUUAAAUGUGAUGGCUUGUAUAAGACCAGUUAUUAUAAAAACCCUCAAUGGACCCACCAUGGAUUGACAAUAUCACAUUGUUUUUAAAUUGUUUUGUAAUGGUCUGCACCCUGUAAGGAUUACUGAAAAGGAAGCUCGGCGUAGUUUCCCUUUUUGACAUUCCUCUAUCUGCAGACUAGCCAGCAGAGGAAGAGCCCGCAGUCCUCUCCUCUCUGAAACGAUCCGUUUGAAGUAAGGAAAUGCACAUAAUCUAUAGACGCACAGAUCACGUCACGCUGCCUCUCAGUGACAGAGAGCCGAGACAUUCAAGUGUUGAACUACUGAGACAGAGAUACUAGUUGACAACAUGUCAUAUUCUUGAGUUCCUCUCUGAUCCCAAGUCUUCAAAUAUUUUAUACAAUUAUAUUAGGAGAGUGAUCCUAAUGGGCCAAGUGCAUAAGCAUAUCCAAGAAUUCAAUUUAAGAAGAUAAUAUAUAAACACAAAGCUAAUAUUUUUUACCAGACUGAAAUAGAUCCUUUUUAUUUUCAGUGAAAUCUGGAAAAAAACAUUUCAGUCACUUUUAGUUUGCACAGUUUUGAUCCAUAGGUAGCACAAAACGUGUGGAACUCGUACAGACAUUUUAGCACAAGCUGUUGAAGGAGGCCAGUGGGGGUGAGUUGUGUAGGUCCAAAAGAGACUAAAAUGAGCCUUAUUGUUGUUGUCAAAUAUUUAACCAAUAUUAUUUUUAUUAUUUUUGUUAAUAUUAUGCUUGAAUUUUUUAUUCAUUUAUUUAUUUAUAUUGCGUUUUGGACUACUUAUAUGAAUAUAACCUAAUGAAAUGUUGUGUAGUUGACAAGCAAAUGUUACUGUACGAGGUUAAAAUGUACAGCGUUGUAAUCUGUAGCCCUCUGGAGUUUUUGAUAUUAUUGAUAUUAUCAUUAUUAUUAUUCUCAUCGUGCUCUAAACUUUGACCACUGAAUUCUAAACCUUGGGUGUCUGAUGAUGGUAAAGAGCACAGGAGGCAGAAAGACACUGUCACAAUCGCCGAUGGCAGCCUCGUCCGUCUAGAAGCACAUACACUGUCCAAAAGCCCAGAAUUAAUUCUCUUUUAAUCAUUCAAUUGUUCAUUCAAUUAGCUGUUAAUUAUUCACUUGGGUGACUGCAUUUUUGGCAGUGAAUGCACAAAGGACAUAGCAUAAUAAAUGUUAUUAUUCUGCUGUGUCAUCUUUCCUGCGAGCACAGUGAGUUCUCUGUCAUUCUUACCCGGAGAGGAGAGAAGGUGAUUUUUUUUAUUAAUUAAAAUUGAGCAGCAUGCCCAAGGAUAACACAACUCACGUCAAAAAAAAGAAAGAAAGAAAGAAAAAAAAAGCAAAGCAAGGCUGGUGUGCACACAAUCCAUAAUGGCCAUAAUGCCAAUACAGGAGGGAUUCUCACAGGAGUUUGGAAACAAAUGGCACAAAACACCCCCCAAAAUGAGUCUUUAAUGUGGCCUACUGAAAAAAACACACAUUUCUAAGCGCACACUUCAACAGAGGACAAGGACAAACCCCAGCAGAGGUCAGUGAGGCUGCCCAAAUGGUACUGAACAGUACUGUAUGAGGGUCAAGUGCUACUAAGUGUUUCAACUUUCAACCUGUUACUUCAGACUCUGUUGAUUGAUUUAGAACCAUGUAUGUAGAUAUGUUGACUUUGUAUUAAAACAGGAUAACUGAAUAUAA